AUGAAAGGAUAAACUUAGCACACUGAGAUAUAUGUUUGGGGGAAUGAUGAAUUCGGAUAGCUUGGACUUGGUCACAGAUAUCAUUAAGAUUCAUAAAGAUCUCUAAAUAAUAAAAAUAGUAGCUUACAAUAGCCAUCUGAAGAAGAGAGAAAACUUAAUAUCCCUAAAUCCUGUACCUUUCAGACUAGAAUUAAGGAAGUUGCUUGUGGAGAGGAUCAUUCUUGUCUGCUUACAGAGAAUGGCCAUGUAUAUUCUAUGGGAAGUAAUCAAUUCAAUAAACUAGGAGUGAAAAAUCUAAAUGCUAGCAAUCAUGUUCAUAAAUUAGGAUUUGACUAUUCAAAUACUCCAAAAUUAAUUGAGUUACUCGUAAAUUAUGAUAUUGUUGGUCUCUCAUGCGGAUGGAAUCAUUCAGCCUGUAUUAGUUCAGAUGGUCUCUGUUUCACUUGGGGACAGUUUGAAUAUGGGUAGCUUGGUCACGGAAAAUUAUCAACAAAGAAUCCAUCAGGCUUUAAUUUUGGUUAUUAGGGUGGUUUAUUGCCAACUCACAUUGAAUUCUUUGAGCAAAAUAUGAUAAAAAUUAUUGAUGUUGCUAGUGGUGGAAAACACUCACUGUUUCUUUCAAAGAGUGGAUUUGUUUAUUCAAUGGGUGAUAACUCUUUUGGAUAGCUUGGAUUAGGCAAUGCAGAUAUAUAGCACCGAUCGACACCAACUAGAAUAAACUACAUUCAUAAUGUUAUGAAAAUCUCUUCAGGUCAUCAUUCAGCAGCCUUAACCAAAUCAGGACAGUUAUUUUUCUGGGGCACAGGUGUUUUUGGUUCGUUUUAUGAACCAAAAGUAGUAAUCGAUUCUGAAAUAAUUGAUGUGAGCGUAGGAGGUUGUUUUGGAUCUGCUCUUGACAAGGAUGGUUUAGUUUGGACUUGGGGUUCAAAUAGUAAAGGUGAAUUAGGUGUUGGAGAUUAUGAGCCUCGACCUUAUCCAUAUCCUGUAACUCACUUAAAGCACAAAAAAGUCUUGAAAAUAUCAUGUGGUGGGGCUUUUGCAAUCGCCAUUGGCGGCUAUAGAGAAGACAAUAUUAAUGAGUCAUUAUUCUAAAGUCAACUAGAGUAAUAGAGGAACCUAGGAAUUUUGAAUCUAGAUAAUUCUCAAUUAUAUAACAGAAAAGGAUCAUAGUAAAAGCAUGAUUUAGCUUAUGAUACUGGAAAUUCAUACCCUACUUAAAUUGAAGAGUAUUCUUAAAGCAAUAAAUAUUCUUCAGCUGGCUAUGAAUUAAGAGAUGGUCCUGUAAAUAUCAAUAUCUCUAAUAUCGAAGGAAAGGCUAGAAAUAUUAGCCCAGGCUUAAACUAGACGGAGAAGGAAAAUAGCUUUAUGCCCUUAAAUGAAGAUUAGAUAUCCAAAGUCAUUAAAAACUUAUAGACUAAACAACUUAAGAAAAAGAAGAAAUCUAAUUCCAAAAGCAAUUAGAGCUCAGGUAAAUGCCAUGGAAGAAAAAGAUCAACAUCUGCGGGUACUAGAAAUAAUAAGGAUACAAGUAUGAUAAUGGACAAGAUUAAUACAUUGGGCGAUUAUUACAAGUCUAAUUAAGUCCUCGAUAGAACUGUUCAAUAAGUUUUAGAUAAAGAAAGAGAUUACUUGGAAAACUAACUUAUUAAAGAAAAGAAGGAAAAUUAGAUUAAGGAAUCGAUAAUUGAUAAUCUUAGGAGAGAUCUUGAAAACUUAGCAAAUCAGUUGCAGCAAGUAGUUUCCCUUUAGUAAACCUAAUAAAUAGAAAAGGUUGAAAAGAAGAAGAAGAAAAAGUAACAAUAAUAAACACAGGAUUAAAAUCUACUUUAAGAUUCAGAAGAGCUAUUUAUGAAAGAUUAAUUUAUAAUCUAACUUUAAGCUCAAAUAAAAGAAGAGAAAAAAACUAGAGAAGAUUUAGAAUAUCUAUUGGGAGUUAAAGACAAAGAGAUAAAAUGUUUAACUUCAUAAUUAGAGAAGUUUAAAGAGUAAAAUAAAUCUCAACACUUAGAAAAAGAUUAAACCAUUCUUUAAUUAUCAUCAUAAGUUCAAUAAAUGGAAAGUCAAUUAUAAAAGCAUGAUAAAAUUUAGUAUCAACUAUAGCAGCUAAAUCAAAAGAUUGAACAAGAAAACUCCAUCCUUAAAACUUAAAAAGAUGAUUAUUCCUCUAAAUUUGACGCAUUAUCAAAGGAGAUGACUAGUCUAAGACAACUCGUACAAGAUCUUUAAGACCAUUAGAGAUAAAUGGCUACAAGUCAAAGGAAAUAGAUGAUAUUAGAUGACUCUUAGAUUUCGGCAAAUGUAAAUCCUCUAGGUGGAGGAGCUGGAUCUGAUAGUUAAAGUAAUAGUUCCAGACUAAAUAGAUUUCAAAGACCUGAACGAGGAUAAGUUAAUGAAAUAAAAGAUGAGAAUAUGAAGUUGAGUGAGGAACUUCUUAACAAAUCUGCUAAUAAAUUAUUGUAGAUUAUGAGAACACCAAAUAGACAAUAAUCUCCUAAACCUAUUGCCAAUAUAGAAAAUCAAGAUAAAUCAAGGAAAAAUACACUGAGCCCUUACUCCAAUAAAAGCUAAACACAAAAACGAAAACAAUAAUUGCAAAAAUCAGAACCAAAAGAGUCAAAAUAUUCUCAUUCAGAGCAGCCCGAGAGUGGAAAUAAGCAUGUUUCUAGACUCUAAAACCUAAGUGAAAUGUUUUAAUCAACCAAACUCUCUUAGCUUUUUAAGAAGCCUGCAUUUUAUUCAUCCAUUAGGAAUAACACUUAAAGCAACAUGAAAGAAAAUUCAGCUGUAAAAUCUCCGCAUGCCAAAGAAAAUGAUGCAAGUCUUGAUAAUAUUACUAUAGAAGAUGAUAAAAAGGCAAAGAGUCAGAAUUACAGACUAAAUAAGAGUAAUAUGACAGCAGAUAAUACUCCUAAUACUAUGCACAGGAAAAAAGAAUCUAUACAAGAGUUCAAGGCUAAACUUGUGAGGCUUGAGAGAAACAAAAAUGAUCUCGAAAAUAAAAUGAAGGAAUUUGAAGAUAAAAUAAGAGCCAGCAAUUCUAGACUAGGAAACAACAGUGAGAUCUGA
Molecule: messenger RNA, 3066 nt
Organism: Stylonychia lemnae
Lineage: Eukaryota; Ciliophora; Spirotrichea; Sporadotrichida; Oxytrichidae
Source: the annotation of a GenBank genome assembly